AUGGCACCAAUUGCUAGUCAAUAUCUCCUGGACAGUUCUCCUCUUCAUACUAUCAAUUCAAAACUCCAACUCGAAUACACAUCCUCCCAUCAGGAGGCAGCCAUCAGGCCUCCUUCGGCGCCCUGCUUGAUUACAGAUUUCGUUCAUUACCAAGUAAAAUCGAAUCCAGACGCUCUAGCUGUUCAUUGUGAGUAUGAGCAGCCAUAUACCUACCGCCAACUUUGGACAAUAGUCCAGAAAAUUGCGUCUGGUGCAAAUAUUCCACCUGGGUCUAUUGUUCCAGUAUGCUUGGAUCCAACGGUAGAGUUCGUGGCCAGUCUGCUGGCAGUCAUGAUAUCUGGAGCAGCUUAUGUUGUCCUCGACCCUGAGGGCUCGGUUGAGCGGAAUCGAGCCAUUGCGCACGACGCAGGCGCGAAUUUCGUUCUAACGAACCGCCGGUAUUCCUCAUCCUUUGAGACUUCCGUUGAAGUGGAAGAUCUCCUUUCCUCUCCUGAAGCGCCUCGGGGAGAGGCAAAGGUACCACGGUCGAGCCCUUCAGAUCUUGCAUAUCUGAUUUACACAUCUGGUUCUACUGGAAAGCCAAAGGGAGUUUUGCUGAGCCACCGGGCCGCAUCCCACGGCAUCAGUCAGUUCACUCUCAAUGGCCACAAGCGGUGGCUCCUUUUCUAUAACCCUGUGUUCUCAGCAGCCCAGAGGACCGUUCUCGCUACGCUAGCCAAGGGGGCUUGCAUAUGCCUGGCACCCCGGAGCCGCCUGGCCACCGCACUCCCUGAGGUGCUUUCCAAUCUCAAAAUCGAUGCCCUUGGUAUUACUCCUUCAGCCUUGGCCUUGCUUUCUCCGAGUGAGGUGCCGGAGACUCUUCGGCAAAUCACCACCGUCGGCGAGCCUCUUAGCCAGGCCCUAGUGGACCUUUGGGCUGGAAAUGUAUCUUUACGUGUUUCAUAUGGUCUCAGUGAAUGUGCUCAGCUGAACUUCUCUCGACAAUUGAAGCAGGGUGAUAAUCCUCGCAACCCGGGGCGACCGGUCGAUACAACCACUGCGGUGGUUUUGGAGCCUAAUACGGCCAGAGAGCUCUCCGUUGACGAGCCUGGAGAGUUGUGUCUAUACGGUCCUCAACUUGCCAGUGGAUACCACCGCCGCCAUGCCGAGACAAGCAGAGCUUUUGUUAAAACCACGCUCGCGACUGGUGUGCUUUUUAGAACUGGCGACCAGGCGGUCCGUCGCGCGGAUGGGAGCUUUGAGAUUCUUGGACGGAUUGACCAGCAAGUCAAAAUCAACGGCCAAAGAGUUGAGCCGCAGGAAAUUGGAGCAAACCUAUCGGCUGAAGAAAACGGGAGACACAUCGUAUGUGUUGGAGCCAAAAUCAAGGACCAGACUUCCUUAGUUGCGGCGGUGGUUUCACACGAGGAGGACUGGAGCGCCCUCGUCAAACGCCUGCGAAGUCAUGCACAGCGCCUUUUCCCACCUUAUAUGGUCCCUCAAUACUGGCUCCGGUAUGAAGCUCUUCCAACAAACCGGAAUGGCAAGGUUGAUUUCCGGGCAAUCCGUUCAACUGCCGAGUCAACAACAGUCGACAACCUGCUUGGACGAAACCCAAUCCCAAGGGCAGGAGAAGACCGCAUGAGCGAGAUCGCACUGGCUAUUUCUCAAGUCUGGGCUGAUGUUUUGAAAUUUGAUCACUCAGUGAUCCGCUCCAGCGAUUCCUUCGUCACGUUGGGUGGCAGCUCGCUCGAUGCAAUCACUGCGAUCCGAGAGUUGCGAACUCACGGUAUUCACCUGGAGCUCGCCGAUAUGCUAAGAUCGCAAACUCUAGAGGACGUAGCCGACUCUUCGCGUCUGGAAACCAAGAAUACCGAGCGCCCUCUGCCUCAAGCUCUCUCUCUUAUUCCGGAAGAUGACUUCAAGCGUGAGAUGCUUGCAGACCGCGGUGUAUCGGAUGCACUGCCAGUCACGGCAUUACAAGAAGGUAUUCUCGCGAGCACUUUGCAGGGAAACCAGGACUACUUGUACCAAAGGGUUUUUGAUAUUCGCCAUCUUGAUCUUGUCAGACUCCAACUUGCGUUCCAAGUGGUAUUCUGGAGAAGCGAGGUACUGCACUCGACCUUCGCUGUGGGUACUAAUGGAUUUGUGCAAGUUGUCCGCAAUGAUCUUCCAUUGAUCUGGCAAGAGUCGUCCGAUGACCUCCACAAGUUCCUGAAAUCAGACAAGGAACGAGGCGUGACGCUCGGGGAGCCCUUCCUAAGAGUGACUGUUCUAAAUAGUUCCAUUCUGGUGGUAUCCGCCCAUCACGCGCUGUUCGAUUUCUGGUCGCAUUCAUUUGUCUUUGAUGAUGUUGCACGUCUCUACUUCGGAAAGAGCCCCGCAGUUCGAGCACCAUGGAAGUCUUUUAUCGGCCUCGUGCGACAGCAGCUGGAUGCAGGAUCAGCGGAAUUUUGGAAGAGUCAUCUCGGUGGAUCCGUCCCUACGGUUCUGAACCAUUCGCCUGUCUUGGAAUUCUCCAGCGCAAGACGCACACUGCCCGUUCAACUGAAGUCGGCUGCCGCAGCACUUCAAGUCCCAUCAAGUGCUAUUAUCUAUGCAGCAUGGGCCUUGGUCCUCUCAUCCCACGUUGCAUCCCACGUGGUAACCUUUGCUACUGCUAUUUCCGGCCGAGAGUUGCCUCUGGAAGGCAUCGAGACAUUGAACGGCCCAACUUUGGCAAUGGUACCCCAGACUGUGAUCCUGAAGCCCGACGGCUCUCUGAAUGAUGUCGUGCAGUCUGUUAAUGCCAACCUCUGGGAUAUCAUCAAGCAUUCUCAGGUCGGACUGCGUGGAGCCUUAUCAGCUGCUGGUCACGCAAACACCACCAUCUUAGACACCAUGGUCAAUAUCUUGGUCAACCCACAAGGAAAGAAUGAGUUGACCAGCGAGGUAUUCCAGGCUUACGGAUCUCGCGGUGCCUGGCGGACUGAGUACACGACGCUGAACGUUGAAGAGAGCCCCGAAGGCUGGGACAUCAGCCUGACAGGUCCAGUCGAGGAGCGCCGUCUUGACUUUAUUUUGAAUCAGUUCUGCCAAGCAGUCACCCAGAUUGGCGAAAAUCCACGACUUCUUGUCAGGUCACUCAGUCUCCUCGACGCCACCGAGUUAGAGUUUUUACUCAAGUGGAAUGACAACCAGCCAACGCCGAGUACCCUACAUGCAGAGUUCGAGUCAACGGCUCAACGGCAUUCGUCCCGACUGGCCAUAAACUUCGAGAACAAGAAGCUCAUGACAUAUACUGAGCUAGAUGAAGCCGCCAACCGCAUGGCAAACUUCCUCUCCGUUCACGGUAUUGAAAAGGGGGAUGUAGUUCCUCUUCUUCUUGAAAAGUCCCCGUUCAUGAUACUUGCUAUCUUGGCUCUAUUCAAGCUUGGCGCCGCUUAUGUCCCCCUGAGCCCGGAGAAUCCGGUGGAGCGAAAUGAAUUCAUUGUGCAUGAUGUUGGUGCGCAUGUUGUUCUUAGUGAAGAGGAGCACUCUUCCUUCUUCACUGCGGACGAUUUCUCUACAGUUCUAAUCGACAAGGUCCGCCUGUGCGCCUAUUCCAAAGACAAGCCCGAUGUGCAGGUCGCAUCGACCGACUUGGCUUAUAUCCUAUACACGUCUGGAAGUACUGGCCAGCCCAAAGGGGUUGCCAUCCACCACGGGGCGUGCGCUAGCGCCAUGAAGUCCAUCAUUGAAUUUGAAGGGCGACAAGAUCAGCAGUUCAAUGCCUUGCAAUUCUCAAACUACGUUUUCGAUGUCUCGCUGUAUGACUUCUUUGUUACGUUAUUCAGUGGUGGGACGCUUUGCAUCGCCUCGUCAGAUCACUUGUUGGGCGACCUGGCAGGGGCCAUUAAUGACAUGAACGUGGAUCAUGUCUUCCUCACUCCUACAGUGGCCCGACUUCUCAGUCCCAAGGAUGUCCCGAAGCUGCAGUCGAUGACCGUUGGCGGAGAGCAGUUGACACGAGAUGUCAUUUCCACUUGGGCCCCGGCAGUCACACUGCGUAAUGGUUAUGGACCUACUGAGGCAUCUGUCUUGGUCACCAUGAAAGAUAUCGAUGAGAAUACUCCAGGAGGUAACAUCGGCAAGCCACUCGCUUCCGUUGGUGCGGUUAUCCUAGAGGCCAAUGGCGACCAACCACUUCCUUACGGAGCGAUUGGUGAGCUUUGCUUCUGGGGCCCCCAACUGUCCGAUGGAUACUUCAAGAAGCCUGAACUCACCGCUGGCGCUUUCUUCAACACCACUUUCGGCGCCGGUCGCCGACUGUACCGCAGUGGGGAUCUGGCGCGGUAUCUUCCUGGCGGUGACAUCGAAUGCUUGGGUCGGAAAGAUGACCAAGUCAAGGUCAAUGGCCACCGUAUCGAGCUUGGCGAAAUUGAGCAAGCGAUUCUUCGAACCGGAGAAGCCACCGACUGUAUUCUGACCAUCUGGAAGCAUAACAGCACAGCGCACUUAGUGGCAAACGUGGUGUUCGAGACUGUCGAUCAAGACUUUGACUUCCUCUCGCCAGAUUACUUCUCUGAACAAGCUGAAAACCUGAAGGCCAGACUUAAUGGCCUGGCUCAUUACAUGGUCCCCAAAUUCUUGAUUCCGCUCCCUUUCCUUCCGAGAAUUGCCUCUGGUAAGGCCGACCGCAAGCAGCUGAAAGCGCGAGUACAGGCUCUGAGCCAGAGUGACCUCGCCAAAUAUUCCUUCGACAAGAUCGGGGCUACUGGUUCUGAAGAGAUUAUUCCGAUUUCCACCGCAGCCCAGAAAUCGCUCCAAGACUCCUGGAUUGAGGUCUUGCAGCUUCCGGAUGACAACUUUGGACUCGAGGCCAACUUCCUCAGCCUCGGUGGUGACUCUAUCUCUGCUAUCAACCUCGUCAGCCGGAUUCGCCGCAAGGGGAUGAAUAUCACGGUGCGUGAUGUCCUCAAAUAUCCCCUUCUUGGCCCCAUGUCGGAGCAUUUGGAGCAGGAAGACAACGACGCGUCGCUUGAAACUGUAACCUUCUCUCCUCCCGCGGAGCUGCAAGAUGCCAUCGCUGCGGUCGAGCUUGAAAGCUCCCAAUAUGAAUAUGUCUACCCCAGCCCUCCGGGUCAAGCUGAGUUCCUCGGUCAAGGAGCUCGCAAUGAUCAAUUUUGGGAUCUGAUGACUGUCCGAUCUCUCGGCAUGAAUCCCGACAUUGCUCAUUGGAUCGAUCUCACGACGCAGUUGACUGCAACGAACGACAUUCUGCGUACCACCUUCACAACCGUCCAGGGCAAGUGGUACGGCGUUGUGUUGAAUGACCCUACGCCCGUUGUAGAGUUCUACGAUAUCUCCAGCGAGUCUGAGAAAGCUCAGACGUUGGAAUCGAUCUGGGCCAACCGAUUUGUAUUCGGCAAGCCCUUCGUUCGAUACGCCGUCUUCCGAUUCCCCAACGGCGAGCACCAGAUCGUAACGAAACUCGAUCAUGGCCUCUACGAUGGCACGCUCCUCCGCGUCUUUGACGCCCAUUUCCAGGCCUACCAGCGCGGCCAGCAGGUUGAAAAGUUCACUUCCUUCAAAGAAUUUGCCUUCCAUAUCUGGAAGAUCAACCAGACGCGUCCCACUCUCGACUUUUGGACUCAACCUGAGAAGCGGCCGAUCGCAUUCAAAGUCUCCGACGUGACGGCGCCACGAAUCAACGCGGCAGUCGUGCAAACCAUCCAACUCGACUUCGAAGCCGGCAAAAACAGCAUCGCUUUCGACUAUCUGUACACCGGUCGGAAUGUCGAUCUUGAGGAUCCGCAAAGCAUCAACGGAACGUGCGCUAAUUUCUUGCCGAUGCGCUCUGAGGUCGACUCGCAGGCGUCCAUGCAGGACUAUUUGCUGAAGACCCAGGAUGACUUCUGGCAAUACACUGAAAACUGCACUGUCGGCAUUGAGGAUAUCUGCCGGGCAAACGGCUUGGUUCGCAGCGAUGUCGCCAACCAGACCCUCUUCCUGUUCCAGCCCUUCGAGCCCGCAACGGGGAAUGCUGCGAACGAGCUGCAGAAAUGGGUCGUGAUGGCCAAGUCUCAAGUCACCAUGCUCCAGCCUUAUGCAGUCGUCUUCGAGGUUAUCAAGACAGCGGAUCUGAAUGGGUAUAAGCUGAAGUUUGCCUAUGACGACGCUGUCUGGACCAAGGAGCAGAUCGAGACGGAGGUUGAGCUUGUCAAAACAAUGCUCUCCCGUGCUGUGGCUGAUGUCACGGUCUCUACUGGAUCAGUUCUGCAGGCUCAAUGA
Messenger RNA from Penicillium chermesinum, 6231 nucleotides. RefSeq names its product nonribosomal peptide synthase SidE (gene sidE). NCBI's taxonomy places the organism in Eukaryota, Fungi, Ascomycota, Eurotiomycetes, Eurotiales, Aspergillaceae. The record is from RefSeq and is a predicted model, not a curated record. Gene Ontology annotation, cellular component: cytoplasm. Gene Ontology annotation, molecular function: catalytic activity; phosphopantetheine binding. The transcript has 3 exons. Gene Ontology annotation, biological process: amino acid activation for nonribosomal peptide biosynthetic process; secondary metabolite biosynthetic process. Bases 1 to 6231 code for a protein of 2076 amino acids.